This is a messenger RNA of Arctia plantaginis, 1410 nucleotides long. The record is from the annotation of a GenBank genome assembly. Lineage: Eukaryota; Metazoa; Arthropoda; Insecta; Lepidoptera; Erebidae.
AUGGCAGCCGCGGCUCAAAGCGAUUUAUCGAUCGCGGAGCUGAAGGCGGAGAUUGAGAGGCUUGGCCGCGAGCUUGACCAGGCCAGCAGCGAGAAGAUACAGUCGGCGCAGCUGGGUCUGGUACUGCUCGAGGAAAAGAGUUCACUGCAGCAAAGAUGCGACGAACUCGAGAGCCUUUACGAGAACACAAGGCACGAGCUGGAUAUCACACAAGAGGCACUUAUGAAACUAGAUACAACUCAGAAGGUAACAACAAGAAGUGGAAUAGAACAAGAAAAUGCUCUUCUCAACGAGUCGGCUGCUAUGGAAAGCUCCCUCACCCUCCAAAUAUUGGAGCUGGAGAGUGAGAGCAAACAGUUACGUCACGAGCUUGAUCGGGUGGUUAGCGAGCGGGAUCGCCUGUUAGCCGAGAGCUCAGAACUCGGCGCUCAUAAAGCGUCACGCGAAUCGGAACGAGCAGCACUACGAGCGGAGUUACGAGAAGCCAGACAACGGGAACAGAGACUACUAGUUGACAUCGGUGACUUGGAAGACGAGAACAUAUCAUUGCAGAAACAAGUCUCCGCGCUCAGAUCAUCACAGGUUGAAUUCGAAGGGUUAAAACAUGAAGUGCGUCAACUACGUGAGGAGGCAGAGAAUGCUCGCGCUAUGGCCGAGGAGACGGCCGCACUGCGCCGCAUCGCUGAGCGACAGCUUGCGGAAGCGUUGGAAGCGCUACAAGCUGAACGCGAAGCUAAGUUUGCCGCAAAGAAGGAAUUAGAUGCACAUCUUAGUAGAGAAGCAGCGUACAACAUUACGAACUUGGCGUACAGUAUACGUGGUAUGCCAGACGACGGCACAGAGGAUGAGGGUGAGCCAGGUGGUUCAUCAUCAGCUGAGCUAGGGUCAGCAAUGGGAGACCACCACGCAGACCUAUUCUCCGAAGUCCAUCUACAUGAAAUCACACGGUUAGAGAAACAAUUGGAACAAGCGCAUAGUGAAAAUAGCCAGCUGCAGGCGUCGAUGCGCAGCGCGCAAGCGACAGCGGAGAGCGAGAGCGCAGCGGCGGCCCUGCUGCGCACCGGCCUCACGCGCGCCGCCUCGCGCGUCACCGCGCUGCACGCGCUGCACGCCGACUGCGCGCCACUGGACGAAGAGAAAGUGGAACCAGGCGGUGUAUCUGCGCGUGCCGCUAAAUGGCUGACCUGGUGGCGAGUAUCGGGCGGCGAACUGUCAGGUUUGGGCGCACUGCUAUCGGAGCUACAAGCGGGAGCGGGCGCUGGGGCGGAGGGUGUCGGUCCACAGGCGUUGCAGAGAGCUGCACUCGCACAACUUGCCGACAAGGUCGCCGAGGCUGAGGUUCGGGCGGCUGCACUGCAAGCGGAUGCCGAUUUACUCAGGACACUCGCUGGCGGUAUUAUUAUGUUUUAA